AUAUUCUGUGGUAUGAUACUGUUUGGUUUUGAUUACAAAAAAAAAAAAUCAACAUUCUUAUUUCUUUAAUUUUCUUAUCAUUAAUUAUUAUGAUUUAUGAAUUCACUAAUAAUUUUAAAUUGAAAUUUACUUUUACAGUAUUUAAUAUAAUAUUCUUCUAGUCUUGUAAGUUGUAAAUUGUAAGACGUAAGUUGCGGUAGUUGUACUACUUGACACUUAAAAUUUAUUGAAAAACAUCAUAUAUUCAAUAAAUUACAUUUUGAGACAUGGGCGAUAUUAAAGAAGAAGACUGGAAUUUACCGGAGUGCAAAUACGAAUAUCUAGACCAUACAGCAGAUAUUCAAAUACAUGCGUGGGGAAGUACAUUGUCUGAAGCAUUUGAACAAUGUGCCAAUGCUAUGUUUCAUUACAUGACAGAGGUUGAUUAUAUUGAAAUGAAAGAGUCAUAUGAAAUAGAAGUUGAGGGUCAUGACAUGAUGACUCUUUUGUAUAAUUUUCUCGAUGAAUUGUUGUUCAUAUUUAGUGCUGAACCUAAUUAUAUUGCAAGAAAAGUACAAAUAGAAGUAUUUGACACAAAGGCAUUUAAAAUUAAAGCUAAAGGCUUUGGAGAAGAGUUUCAACUUGGAAAACAUCCUCAAGGAACGGAAGUAAAAGCUAUAACAUUUUCCAAUAUGCAGAUACAUGAAAAUGAAGGGAAAUGUGAAGUGUUUGUAAUUUUAGAUAUUUAAGAAAUACUUAGUCUUUUGUUUAUUAUUGAGUUGUUGGAUAUAAAUAUAUCUUGUAAGAUCACAAUAAGUCAAAUAAUUAAGAAUGUUAUUUAAAUAUAUUAAUUUAUAUAUAUAUAAACAA
This is a messenger RNA of Metopolophium dirhodum (rose-grain aphid), 849 nucleotides long. It is a transcript of the gene Archease, whose product is annotated as protein archease-like. The record is from RefSeq and is a predicted model, not a curated record. Gene Ontology annotation, cellular component: tRNA-splicing ligase complex. Lineage: Eukaryota; Metazoa; Arthropoda; Insecta; Hemiptera; Aphididae. Bases 267 to 728 code for a protein of 153 amino acids. Gene Ontology annotation, biological process: tRNA splicing, via endonucleolytic cleavage and ligation. The transcript is spliced from 5 exons.